AUGAUGAUUAUGAUGAUUGAAUCUAGUGAUGACCUUGAUGAUAGCUCUGAUGAAGAUGAUGAUGAAGAGACUCCUGUGAAGAAGAAGACUGAUGGUAAGAAAGUUGGGUAUACAUCAACCCCUCACCCUAAGAAAGCUGGAAAGACUCCAAACACUGAUGCCAAAUCUCCCAAGUCCGGAGGACAUCUCUCUUGCAGUAGCUGCAGCAAGACAUUCAACUCUGAAACAGGAUUAACUCUGCACACUAAAGCCAAGCAUGGUGCCCAAUCCUGCUAG
Messenger RNA from Lathyrus sativus (Indian pea), 276 nucleotides. Lineage: Eukaryota; Viridiplantae; Streptophyta; Magnoliopsida; Fabales; Fabaceae. The record is from the annotation of a GenBank genome assembly.